AUGGGGAAGGAGGUAGCGGUGGUGCUGGAGCCGCCACGGCCCAAGUCGCCGCCGAGGUACCCGGACCUGUGCGGCCGGCGGCGGCUGCAGCUGGAGUUGCAGAUCCUCAACCGCGAGUUCGACUUCCUCAAGGACGAGCUACAAUCACUUGAAGGAGUUCCACCAGUUUCUAGAAGUUGUAAAGAGGUAAAUGAGUUUGUUGGUACAAAACAAGACCCACUACUACCGAUACGCACAGAUCUUGCCAUCUUUUUUGGUGGAUCAGAUCAAAAUUGUGCAUAUGCGUGUCAUGGUUCUGCUGCUCCUGCCAUUGCUUGCCCAACUGCAAAAGACCUUGCUGCUUGGAUUGCUCCUGCUGCUCAUGCCCAGAUCUGUCAUGCUGCAAGCCCAGCUGCAAAUCAUGCAACAAGCCCUGCUUUGGGCCCAACAGCUGUUCAUGCUGUGACACAUCAUGCUGCAAGCCAGAUUGUCCAUCCUGUAGUUCGAGCUGCAGCUCGUGCUGCAAUCUGUCGUGUCGCAAUCCGAACUGUAGCUCGUGCUGCACCUGCAAUCCAUCAUGUCCAUCCUGCAGCGCGUGCUGCAAUCUGUCGUGUUGCAACCCGAACUGUAGCUCGUGCUGCACCUGCAAUCCAUCAUGCUGUAAACCAAACUGCAACUCGUGCUGCAGACCAAACUGUAGCUCGUGCUGCAGACCAAACUGUAGCUCGUGCUGCAGUCUGUCAUGCUGCAAACCGAACUGCAGCUCAUGGUGGAAACCGAGCUGCAGCUGCUUCAAGACCCUCUCGUGCUGCAAACUCCAGUGUAGCCCAAACUGCUGCACUUGCAGCCUCCCACGCUGCUCCGGCUGCAACCCCUGCGGCAGUUGCAAGCAAUGCUGCUCAUGCCCCACCGACUGCUGCAACUGCAAGCCAAGCUGCGGCUGUUUCAGCGCGCAAUGUUGCAGCUGCACGGCAUGCUGCUCGUGCUCAAGCUGCUUCGGUUGCUUCAAGUCCUUCAAGUGCUCCAACCUGUUCGGGUGCUGCUCCUGCAAGCAGUGCUUCAAGUGCCAGUCCUCGUGCUGCAAGGGGGCGCCGUCCUGCUGCAAGUGCCAGUCGUCGUGCUGUGAGGGUGAAGACGGCAGCAGCUGCUGCCGGAGGUCAUGCUGCAGUGUUCCGAAGCCGGCUUGCCCUGGGUGCUCGUGCGGGUGCGUUUGGUCCUGCAGGAAGUGUACAGAAGGGUGUCGAUGUUCUGGGUGCCGCAAUCCGUGCUGUGCCACUGGAUGCCCGUGUUGAGGUUGAACUAGACGUUUUCUUUGGUUGUUAUUUUUUGUGUGCGCCAUUUUAG
Miscanthus lutarioriparius is the source of this 1323-nucleotide messenger RNA. NCBI's taxonomy places the organism in Eukaryota, Viridiplantae, Streptophyta, Magnoliopsida, Poales, Poaceae. The record is from the annotation of a GenBank genome assembly.